Molecule: messenger RNA, 1695 nt
Organism: Mesorhabditis belari
Lineage: Eukaryota; Metazoa; Nematoda; Chromadorea; Rhabditida; Rhabditidae
Source: the annotation of a GenBank genome assembly
AUGGGCUCAACGGGAGCUGCCUACUCGUACCGGCGACUCACUCUCACUCCUCACUCGAGUCUUCCCACUGGAGAGAGUCGUGUGAGGACAAGACGCGAGUCGGCUGUUUCAAUUUCGAACAAUCGAGCGAGGACCUCAAUCUCGUCGAUGAAUAAUCCCUCUAUUAUUGCUGAUCCAGCAACACUGCAGGCAAUUUUGCCAUCAGUUUAUAUUCCACCAUCAUAUUGGAGGAAUCCUUCUCGACCGCCUAGUCGACCAGCCAGUAAACCCCCGUCAGCUACCAUUUCCCGUCAUAACACGGCCAGUCGACCGGAGAGUUUAUACUUUGAAAACAUUGGCCGGGUGAAAUGGGACGAGUUGCGAGCCGGCGAGGAGCCUCUCGAGGAGAUUUUACCCCCAAAAGAGCCGUUGUGGAGGCGAUUCUUGAAAUUACUAAAAAUAUUGUUGCCUCACGUCGGGCUGAACCUUUUACUGCUCUCGUAUAUCGCUGGCGGAGCUGGGAUUUUCAUCUGGCUUGAAGCCGAUCAUGAGCUCGUGAAUAGAAAACAAAAAUUGGAGACAAUACAUCGAAUAUAUCGAAAAGUCGUGCAACAAGCGCAGGCGACUUGUGACAGAAAUGUGUCAAUGAUGGAGGCACGUUUGAGGCCGCUUCUUUAUGAGCUUUCAAGCACGCACGAGUACGAUGAUCGAUUCACGAAAGAGGGACAAUUGUGGACAAAUUAUGCGGAAAACCUGGAAACAAGAUGGUCCUUCGACGCGGCCGUCCUAUACGCACUAACAGUGAUCACAUCGACGGGUUAUGACCAUGUGACACCCACAACUGAUCCGGGAAGAAUAUUCACCGUGUUUUUCGGCCUUCUGGGCAUCCCACUCAUGUUCAUCACUGCCGCUGACAUCGGAAAAUUUCUAUCCGAGAUCGUGAUACGUUCAUACGCAAAACUCUUACAAAUCUGGGAGUGGAUCUCGAGUGUGAUCGAGGCGAUUCGGGAUCAUCUCUUUGCAUCUGAUGUCGAUUCGAUUGAUUCAGUUCAACUGAAAAAGAAUCGACGACGACAAACGGACGAAGAGGGAGCAUCGGAAGAUGAGGAUGAAAGAUUACAACUUCCAAUUGCUUCUUAUUUCGCUCUCAUCAUUGGGUAUUGUUGUAUCGGGAGUUUGUUGUUCAAUGCUUUCGAGAAGGGACCAAUUUGGUCCUUCGUUCACGGCCUUUUCUUCUCGUUCAACACGAUCACCACGAUCGGUUUGGGGAAUAUUUACGUGAAAAGUCACUGGUAUCUAGCGUUAGUUGUUGUUUAUGUCAUAAUUGGUCUUGCUGUGAUCACGGCCUCGCUCGAUUUGUGCUCGUCGACGUUGAAGAGAACGUUCACGAAAUUGCACUACUUUGGCAGAAAGAUUCGUGGAGCACGAGGUCGAUUUGCUCAUAUGUCUGAUGAUAUACGAGAAGCGAUGCGAUUGAUAGCUGCACUCAAGAAGACAAGAGCCUCAAAGGAUCGAAUAACGCUUGAGGAUUUGCGACGUUUCCUCGAAGUUCAAGAGCAUCUCCGAAAGUCGCCUUUCGUCCCACACAACGUUCACCUCUUGCGAUGGAUCGAAGAUGCAUAUGCACAAUAUAUGGAUGAGUAUUCGCUGAAUGGACGGCCACCGAUUUCUCCAUUGGCUCACAAAAUGUCUUCCUCCGAUCCGAUGCUUUUCUUU